AAAGUUCUUGUAGAAUUAUCUCCCCUUUCUGUACGCCCUCUAUUGACACGUUCUCUUUCAAGAUGGCAGCCACCACAAGCAAGAUGUUGACGAUAUUAGUUCUCGCUGUUUUAACAGUUUUUACUUCGGCUGAUGUAUGUUUGGGGCCAGUAGUGAGGAGUGAAACUUACACAACAUCAGAGACAACUGUUUCUACGGAAACCGUAUUUAUCUCACAGUUUACGCUAACAUGUAAAAAUGGCCUACAGAAUAUAAAUCUAUUUGCUGAUGUUGCUGGUAGAAUGAUUCCAGCUGUUAGAACAACUGUAACAAACCAAUAUCAAAUUACUAUAACUGACGAAUAUAAAGCUCUAAGAUCAGGAAAUUAUGAAGCCAGAUUUUAUGAUGAAGAAGGAUUUUCUGCUUUAAAAAAGGCUAGAAGAAAUAAUGAAGAUGUAUCAGCCAUUACACCUCUAUUUACUAUAACCAUUAGCCAUGGGGGAGUGUGGCAAGGUACUUAUAUCCAAAGUGAAUUCGUAGCUGCUUGUGUCGCCAUCUUGGUCUGGUGGUUAGCUUUUUCUACAAAAUCUAAACUCACACCUUAAUUUAAAAAAAAUAAAAAAUAAAAAAAUUUCAUUUA
This is a messenger RNA of Patella vulgata (common limpet), 619 nucleotides long. RefSeq names its product translocon-associated protein subunit delta-like. NCBI's taxonomy places the organism in Eukaryota, Metazoa, Mollusca, Gastropoda, Patellidae. Gene Ontology annotation, cellular component: endoplasmic reticulum; membrane; endomembrane system. The transcript has 5 exons. The record is from RefSeq and is a predicted model, not a curated record. Bases 63 to 584 code for a protein of 173 amino acids.